This is a messenger RNA of Ochotona curzoniae (black-lipped pika), 2888 nucleotides long. RefSeq names its product coiled-coil domain containing 17 (gene CCDC17). Lineage: Eukaryota; Metazoa; Chordata; Mammalia; Lagomorpha; Ochotonidae. The record is from RefSeq and is a predicted model, not a curated record.
CUGGGCUUGUCCCUGAGGCGGCUGCCCCGCCCGGCUGCCCUGUCCCAGCCUGCAGUUGCUACCCAGGGGACGCGGCUCCUCCCCAAACAAACGCCCGUCUGGGCCUCGCCUGCCCACCGCUCGCUCACGCCGCGAGACGCGUCCCCUUCUAUGGCAUCCGUCUCUGGGGAGCCAGGGCUCCUGCCCUGCAGGUCUUGUGACAUGGUUUUCCGCUCUUGGACCUUGCUGGACAACCACGCUCGGCGCUUCUGCAUCGGUCGCCUAACCGGGGAGCUGACGCUUGGAGCCCAGCCCUCCGCGGCUAGCCAGGACCCGGGCGCCGAGACGGUGUCCCAAGAACUUCAGGGCCAGCAGGAGACCAGCACAUCUGCACUACGGAAGUUAACGGAGCAGGUAGUCACCCAGCUGUCCCCCUGGCUCUUCGGCAAGCCGCGGAUCCGUGUCAACCCCCCUACAGAAUAUGCCACCCGCGGGCCUCAGGACUCCACCGGCGAGGCUCCGGGAAGCCCGGGCGAGCGGCUGCGGGCACUGCAGAGAGCUCGCGCCCAGCGCCUGGCGGAGACGGAAGCGCAGCGACGGGCCCUGGAGCGGCGCGGCCAGGAACUGAGCCUGCGUCUCCGAGGCGCAGCCCGGAGCCAGGGCGGGACAUCACGCCUAUCCGGCCUGGAACGGGAACUUCGAGAACUCCGGUCGGAGGCAGGGCGGACGCGAGGAGCGCUCGAGACCCUGGGCGCGCGCGUUGAGGAGCUGCAGGCGCCGCGUGGGAGUCGUCGGCCUGCCUGGUGGGAAGCGGAGCUGUGCGGUCCCGCGCUUCCCGUCGCCUUCCCGGCAACUCUGACUGCUGAGAUUGGAGCCCUGCGUGAGGCCUACCUUCGAGGUGGGGGGCGCGACCCUGGCAUUCUGGGCCAGAUAUGGCAGUUGCAGGUGGAGGCGUCAGCCCUGGAGCUGCGACGGUCGCGGAUCCGCAGAGGAAAGGCAGCUGCUGCUUCGGGGGAGCUUCUAGUGGUGGAGGCGGAGAACCGGCGGCUGGAGGCAGAAAUCCUGGCCUUGCAGAUGCGGAGGGGCCUGGCUUGGGUACCCCAGGGGCCACAAGAGGUGCCUUCUCUGUCUGGUCCCAGUGCACCCCUAAAGGGAAGGAGAGAACCCCCAAUCCUCCCACCACCUCCACUUCCAGGCUGCACGGACAUCCAGGGCAAGGCUCAGCAGUUUGCUGGAAGCAUACCGGGGAGCCUGGUCCUGAACCCACAUUUCCUCCUGCCUGCACGUGAUGCCCUGGACCCUGCACCCUAUGACCCAGGGGCUGGUCUGGUUGUUUUCUAUGACUUCCUGCGGGGACUUGAAGCUUCUUGGAUUUGGGUGCAGCUGCUGACUGGCUUGUCCCAAGAUGGACAUGAUGCAAGAGGGACAACAGCGUUACCCCCUGCCCUUUGCCUGCCCUCGCCACCUUCAGCUUCUGGACCUGUGGGCAACUGUGCCAUUCUGGCCAGCAGGCAGCCUGUGCCCAGACUUCUACCCUCACCAGCUGUUUCCUUGGUCUGUGAGCUGCAGGCCUGGCAAGGGCUGGCAGGAGCUGGGGCACCACAGCCAAAGGCUUGGACCUCUCUGGUACUAUUUGAUCGAGCUCAACGGGUGUUAAGUGGCCGCUGGCGCCUCCCGCUUCAGGCCCUUCCCCUGGACUCCAGUCUUAGCUCUGGGCAGCCAAUUGAGAUUCCCCAGGCAGUUCAUGCUGAGCUGUUUGUGCGGCUGGUGAACGCAAGGGAUGCUGAUGUUCAGACACUGGCAGUCAUCGAUCCCUCAUGUGCUCACGAAUACCAAUACCCACCACUGGGGUCCAUCUCACCUUCACUGAAAGGCAACCCCCUCCGCCCUGAGGCUGCAUUUGCUGACCCUGCACCUCCUGCGGAAGAGCCCCAGGGUGGAGUUGAGCCCUCAUCAGUGUUUUGACCCACCCUGACUGGGCUCCUGGCUCUAGCUUGAGGCCUGUUCUCAGAUGGGGGUUUGUUACCCACGGGGUCCAGGGACCUCAUAAGUGGUCUCCAAAAACGUAGUGAGGAAAAAAUUUACCAAAAAACUAUGUAUGGAUUCCACAAAAUAUGCUUGCACCCAAAUUAAAGUUCAUUUUCCCCAUGAAAAUCUUAAGUUUCUGCAUACACUAUUCCAGGUUAGGGCCACAGCCCAUGGCAGUUCCUUUCUCGAGGGGACAGAUAUGGGACACGUGACAGACUUGUCUGCUGCUUAGGAAGCAUGUACGUCAUGAUUGUUCUGACCAGAAAACAGAUGGAAAAGCCGAGAACCUGGAAUACACAAUUGAUCUUCAGAAAAUUCAUAGGCCAAAUUCUACAAAUCCGACUUAUAAGUCUGACCAUUUUGUGUUAAAAUUGAGAACAUACUGACUUGCAAUAUCAGCACUGGAAGUUAGCAGGUUCAGCUGUAGCAGAGUAGGCCCACAAGUGUCAAAAUUUCUAAAUUAUAGGUAUAGGCAGAUUCUGGUAAGUGGGUUAAGCCAUGGUCUAGAGUGCCUGUGUCAGUGGUGUUUCCUCUACUUCCAGUCCUGGGAGGCAGCAGAUAGAUGGCUCAGGUUCUUGGGCUCACACCAGCCGUAAAGAUGGUCCUGGCUUUGGUCUGGUGCAGCUUUAGCAAGAACUUUUAAUGAGCAAAUGGAAAUUUUGUCUCAUUGUAUAGGCAUAUUUUAUGGAAAAUAGUCUGUAUGGAAAAGGAUAGAAAGUCUGGUAUCUGAUGGUGAAACAAGUAGGAUUGCCUGAUGAACCAAGCAGCAGAAAAAUAGCGCAGCUAAGCCUAACUCUGACUUACAUAUCCAACCCUCUUCCAAGGCCAUGUCCCCAGUGACCUAAGGGUCUUCUGGGCCACCUCCUGAAUAUCUUGAUCAG